AUGACAAGCCCUCCACAUUCCAUCUCUGACUAUACACUACUGGAAUUUCUAGGUGAAGGUGCAACAGCUCAAGUCUAUUUAGCAACUCACGAACGAUCCGGAACGCAAGUGGCGAUUAAAGUAAUUGAUAAAUUACUGAUUCAACGAGCUCAAUUAGAGCGUAAAAUCCAGCAAGAACUCGUGCUUCAUACUGAAUUACAACAUCCUCAUGUUCUUUAUGUCGAGACGGUGUUUCAAGAUGCUCGAAAUUACUAUAUGGUGCUUGAAUACUGUGCGAAUCGAUCGCUUUCUACAAUAAUCAAGACAUUACCACAGUGUAAAAUGGAUGAACACAUGGCAAAGAAGAUAUUUCGUCAAGUUGUUGCGGGUGUUGUCUAUUUACAUGGAAAUGGUGUGAUCCAUCGAGAUCUGAAGCUUGCAAAUCUAUUGGUUACGGAGCAUGGCGAGGUGAAAAUUUCAGAUUUUGGACUAGCAGCACGACUUGGAGAGGACCAUGUGACAAUGUGUGGAACGCCUAAUUUUAUUGCACCGGAAAUCUUGACAGCAGAGGACAAACCUUACGAUGAAGCAGUGGAUAUAUGGUCCCUUGGAUGUAUUUUAUACUGUUUGCUGCUUGGGAAAGCACCGUUUGAAGGUCGUAAAGUCAGCGAAACAUUGGAGAAUGUGGCAAAUGCAGGACAAAAGCCGCUGAAGUUCCCAGCCGGGUUUUCUUCGUCUGCAAGCGACUUGAUCAAACGGCUACUUUGUCCAAAUCCACGUAGUCGUCCACGUGCCGAGCAAAUUCUGCUACAUCCUUGGCUCCGUGAGCAAUCUCAGAAGCAUGGACCACCACUAUCAUCAUCCGGCGGUAGACGCAAGUCACUUGCACGGAUACCUCCACAUCCGCGUGCUUUAUCUCGAUCUCCUAAAAGCUUGCGCGAAACCCGCAGGGCUGCAAUGUUGCGGCCGAUGAGAGGGGAGGAUUUGUCAUCUUUUACCUCAUCAGCUCCGCUUAAGUUUGGAACGCGACGUACGAUCGGUGAGAGUAAUGCUGGCUUGAAGCGGCAUGUGCUGCUCGAAGCUCCUGCAAAUGGAAUACGAUCUUCUCAAUUUCGGUCAAUGCUGUCUGGUCAUGGGAACACCAGCAGUGACUACUGUUCUAGUUCCGAUGACAAUAGCAUGAACCUCAAUGACGACUUCAGCGAGCUUUCCGAGCGAUCAUUACCAACGUGCGAUGGCUCUGACGAGCGAAAGGAAGAAAACGAGUCAUUUGACCAAAUUGAGGAAUCACAGCUUGAUGUUUCGAGGAAUUCUGGACCAUUCGUAUCGGUCAUAAUGCAUUUGGAAUUGCAAAACCGGACGUGGUCCGAGAUCUCUCAAGCGAGCGUUGGCACUUUGGAUGACACGAAGAUGCAGUUGCAGUGGAGCUGUAAGGAACCAGCUGAAGUUGGUAGACCACCGACAUUCAACUUGAAGGUAUCGAACGGGUGGGAAGGAUGUUAUGAAUUAGCUACUGGGGUGCUCACAGCCAUGACAAAAGAAGGUGAUCCAUUACGCUAUGAGAUUCCAGGAGUCAGUAGAGCACGAACUGAUUUCAAUGUGGCCUCGAGUUCACCUGGGAUACCAUCUUCACGCUUUACCCAGCGUCCGUUCUUGCCACCAUUGGUUCGGUUUUGCCAAUGUCUUGCAUUACGCACUAUGCAAUUGCGCCGAAUUGCACUACGAGGUGAAGUGAGAAAGCUCCCGCUUGUGCAUUAUGACAGAUUUCCAGAGACGUUAUUGGCUUCAUUUCGCUAUCGAUCUUCGUUUCUCGAUCAAAGUGCUGGAGGUGGAGGAGCAUGUUUGAACAAGAGAAUGUCUCAUGAACCGCAGAGAGAGGUUGUUAUUGCUGGUAUUGGUCACGGGUACAUUGAUGCAAGUGGAGACUUGAAAGUUGUCUACUUGGAUGGUGCUCAGCUCACUCUAGCAGCAAGUGGAUUGCAAUUACGAUUUCGUCCAUCAUGGGGGUCAAAGAAUUCUUCCAAUGAUGACAAGAAUGUUAAAGAAGAUGUGUAUGAACUACUGACAAGUGACAAGAUGUCAUCCUUCUUACCCUCAGCUGUUAAACAAAAGCUAGAGAGUAUUCCAGAGUUUAUUAGGCGUCUUAAAGCAGCAAGUUAA
Molecule: messenger RNA, 2139 nt
Organism: Peronospora belbahrii
Lineage: Eukaryota; Oomycota; Peronosporomycetes; Peronosporales; Peronosporaceae
Source: the annotation of a GenBank genome assembly